Messenger RNA from Mycosarcoma maydis (corn smut), 1191 nucleotides. RefSeq lists its product as uncharacterized. Lineage: Eukaryota; Fungi; Basidiomycota; Ustilaginomycetes; Ustilaginales. Gene Ontology annotation, cellular component: mitochondrion. The coding region runs from base 1 to 1191 and encodes 396 amino acids. The transcript has a single exon. Gene Ontology annotation, biological process: mitochondrial proton-transporting ATP synthase complex assembly. The record is from RefSeq and is a predicted model, not a curated record.
AUGAGGUCUCUCGGCAGUUCAGGCCGCGUCAUUUGCGCACCAAUUGUGUCUAGCUCUCACGCUCGCACACUCUGUAUAGCUCGGCCCUGCCUGGCCCAAGUGUCUCCGCCACUGCCCUUCUCCUGGUCCCAUCUUAAAUCUGAUGGCCAAGCUGGAGAAAACAGCGAAGCUCAAUCCUCAAGUGCUACUUCUUCCUUCCUCCGAGAUCAUCGAGUAUCAGUGAAACAGAAGCGUGAUCGCAAACUUCGCGAAUAUGAAGCCAAGAUCAAGGUCAAAGCCAUGCAGCAAGGCCUUUCACCCGAAGAGUUCAAACGCCGAUCCCUCGAAAUUGCCGCAGUCAAGCCAUCUGAGCCCAUGUCUCGUUCGACAACGACAUCGUCUGAAGCGAAACUUAAAACUACAGAGUCUCUGUCAGAGGUAGAGAAACGCGACCAAGCGAUAGCACAAUCCAUUCAGCAUCGAUCCAAAGCUGAAGCUGCGAAGAAACUCGCUUCCGGCCAAGUACACUCUACUCCCACCGGUGCACAAGAAAGUCCGAUCAAGCCUCUUAGCAAGAUUCUUGACGUCGAGAAGCUCAUGACACAAGAUGUAGAGACCAUCACCAAGCUCUGGGCCGGAUAUCACACCAUCAAGAACAAGCUCUCGGCUGUGAUCCCUACCGAACGCUACCUCGUAAUGCUUGCAAAUGCUCGAAGAUAUCCUCAAUUCGUCCUACCACUACCACGCCAAGUGAUUGAUGAGGAUUCCGAGGUGUCAGGUGCGUCCAAAGAAGCUUUUGAGAUGCAGUUCCUCGAAUGGGCCGUGAUUCCGAGCGCAGCCGCGCUGGGUGCGCCUCCGUCGUCCACCACCCUCUUCACGCCUCUGGCCGAGUACAAGCUGAAGCAAGAUUUCAGUCAACCAGUUCUCAUCCUCACUUUCUACACAGAUCUCUGCCAAAGCAACGGUCUAGUACUGAUGAGAGGCGAAGUAACAGGACUCAACGAAAAGACAGGCAAGGGCGGUCGAAUCGAUCAGGCGCAAGCGCAGCUGCUCGCUCUCACCCUCCAACGCUUCUACCUGCCCUCCUCUUCGACGCCACCAACCGACGCUGAAGGGGAUCAGUCUGCAUGCGCCAAGCUCCUUCACGAUUUCCACAAAAAGCCCGAAGAGUUUGACGUGGAAGAACUCGUCAAUGUAGCCUUUCGCCUCUAA